GUCCCACCGCUGCACGUAACUAUAUGCCACGAACGUCGUCGGUUUGCGGUUCAGUUACAACGAAAUCCUUGUCGGCAUGGACGAAGGUGCGCCGCACGACACAGCCUUGACGGUUGACGACUCCACGGAUAACAAGAGUGAAGUGACUGACUCAGAGGCAUGCGUGUCGUUGCAUGAGCUACUUGCAGUGCGAGAACCAUCCGCCCCUGUGGUCGACCACUCGAGCCUGCGUGCGUUGUUUGAUGUGGACGUGACAUUCCAAUCCAAAGUGACAGCCCUCGGUCAUCGAUCGGCGCAUGCUGCAUCCCUGAACGAAGUUUGUGCAAACCGCGCCGAGAGUCUCAAUUGGAGCGUCACGAGGGUGGGGGCGGUGGAAAUCGCUGCGCUUGCUGUCUACGUUUCGUUCACAAAUCGCAACUUAAUUGUCCUCAAUUUGUCGGGCAACCAAAUUGGUCCUAUCGGGUGCGCAAUGCUCGGGAAAGCCCUCUUGACCAACAACACGCUGGAAGUGCUGGAUUUGAGCUGCUGCGACCUCACGGGAAGUCCCUUUCGACCAAACUACGACGGUGUCAUGGCGCUUGUAAAGGGGCUCGAGAGCAAGCGGUCGAUGUUGCUGCAUCUAAACGUGGCGAACACGGCCCUUCUACCCACAGGAGUCCGCCUCAUUUCCACGUCCGUGGCAUUCCACCCAUCGUUGACAUCGCUCAACAUCUCCAACAACCAAGCGGGCCUCUUUCGGGACAAGCAAGGGUAUUUGGGCAUUGCCAACCUUCUGCGGUACUCGCCGCGGCUCACUUCGCUCGACAUGGCGCUCAACCCACUCGAACGCAAUGCUCGACCAGCCCUCGUUGACGCUUUGCAAGCCAAUUGCACCCUCACCACGUUGAACGUAGCCAGGUGUGCCUUGGGCAAGUUGGACUGGUCUGACCAGACAACGUACCAACAGUUGCGCGUUCUCGAAUGACGGGCGGAGUCGUCGUUUCAUAAGUUAUCGAGUUAUUCUUACACUGUCGG
Messenger RNA from Aphanomyces invadans, 1014 nucleotides. RefSeq lists its product as hypothetical. The record is from RefSeq and is a predicted model, not a curated record. The transcript is spliced from 3 exons. Gene Ontology annotation, molecular function: protein binding. The coding region runs from base 77 to 964 and encodes 295 amino acids. NCBI's taxonomy places the organism in Eukaryota, Oomycota, Saprolegniomycetes, Saprolegniales, Verrucalvaceae.